AUGACCCCCGCCCACUCUCUCGUCCCUAUCCCGAUCCCUGCGGGUCGCCCCCGUCCCACCCCGGCUCUUCUGGCCCCGCCCCCUGGGCCGCCCCCGCCGCCCCGCCCCCCGUCACUGCUCACUCCGAAGUUUCCUGCGCUGAGCGCGGACGGGCUCCAGGGCUUGCUCGCUCCGUCUCCGUCUCGGCCGCGCCCCCGGCCCGUGCCUGCGGUCCGCGCCCGCCCCGCCGUGCAUUUAGCGGUUUUCCGCAUCGGAACACCGUUGCUGCUGCUGGGCGGGCCGGAGCUAGAGCCUCCGCAAGAGCUGGUGCCGGGUGGGCCGGGGGCGCGGGCCGAGGAGGCGGUACUGGCACAGCUCCGGGCUCCGGACUGGGUCCCCAGUGACAGCGUCGCCCGGGGUAUGCCCGCGGGGACGCCGCUGACCGCUGGAGCGAGGUGCUGCCUUUUGCCACCAUGACUGAGGGCACGUUGGCCGCAGACGAGGUCCGGGUGCCCCUGGGCGCUUCGCCUCCGGCCCCUGCGGCGCCGGUAAGGGCUUCCCCAGCAAGCCCUAGGGCACCAGGGCUCGAGGAGCAGCGAGGAUCCGGGUCCGGCGUGUUGGCUCCGGAGAGCCCAGCGACUGAGUGUGGUGGGGACCUGGGCGCCGACGAGGAACAGCCCGUCCCAUACCCGGCACUGGCGGCCACGGUCUUCUUCUGCCUCGGGCAGACCACGCGGCCGCGCAGCUGGUGUCUCCGACUGGUUUGUAACCCAUAUCCUUACAGGGUUGGCAGGGUGCUGGGGACUGGGGUGUGGAACUCCCUCUGCGAACCCCGGCUUGUAGGAUCUGGAGCGGGCUGGGUAGGGGUGCUAGGGCAGCGUUCUUCUCCGAGGUGGUUAGGGUUACACCUCGGAACUCGCCAGUGGGAUCUGGGUUCAGAGGUAGCUCGGGACGGGAGAAUAUGGGCAGAAGCAGUAAGGAUGCCGCCGGCUUGGAAGAGAAUGAAAGGUAGUUAACUCCUGCGAUCCUACGGUCUGGGGAUUGGGGUGGGAAUCCCCGCCUUCUUAGCUUUGCAAAGGAACACCUGAGCCUGUGUGGAGACCCUCACUGGAGACGGGGAGAACGGAAGGGGAGAAAGUUUUCCACCUGCUCUGUGGGCGCUGUGUACCGGGCG
Messenger RNA from Acomys russatus (golden spiny mouse), 1153 nucleotides. RefSeq lists its product as uncharacterized. The coding region runs from base 1 to 456 and encodes 151 amino acids. The record is from RefSeq and is a predicted model, not a curated record. The transcript is spliced from 2 exons. Lineage: Eukaryota; Metazoa; Chordata; Mammalia; Rodentia; Muridae.